Messenger RNA from Pomacea canaliculata, 423 nucleotides. RefSeq lists its product as uncharacterized. The coding region runs from base 1 to 423 and encodes 140 amino acids. The transcript has a single exon. Lineage: Eukaryota; Metazoa; Mollusca; Gastropoda; Architaenioglossa; Ampullariidae. The record is from RefSeq and is a predicted model, not a curated record.
AUGUACAAAACAGGUCUGAGCAGUCAUAAAGUAUCUGUAAGAGAAAAGGAAAUCCAUGAGGACAUGGUACAGACACCUGCUGAGGACUUCCCUUCCUAUGUAACUGUGAACACGUGGGCUGCUGAAUUCAAGCGGGACAGGGUCAGCACAGAAGAUGACCCUCGGUCAGGUCAACCAAAAACCUCAACCACUGAUGAUCAAGUUGAUGUCAAUCACCGUCUGGUUUUGAAUGACGGACAUAUUACUGUCCAGCAGAUAGCUAAGUCCAAAGGCAUUAGUUCUGGUUCAGCCCACACUGUUUUAACCGAGAUCUUGGAGAUGAGCAAGCUGCCUGCUAGAUGGGGCCCAAGAAAACUGAAAAAGGCUGAGCGUCGUUGGACCAAGUACAUUGAUGUCAGGAUGGACUAUUUAGAAAAAUUGUGA